GACGGUCAGCCAGUAUGUGCUGGUCCCGCGGAGUAGUGAAUGUGAGGAGGCGGUAAACGUUUCGCGGCGCCGGUCGGUCUCCUGUUGCCUCGAUCGUUUUUGGACGACUCGCACUUUUGGUCCCAUGCGAGACCAGCCGUAGGCGAUUUGUCGAUCCCGCGCCACGUACGCACCUUCCUUCGGCUACGCAUCUGCGGACGCGAUCGCUCUGGAUAUCUGUCCGCUGGAAUAAGACCGGAAUUGCAGAUUCGCCGCGGAGAUUCGUACAAAAUUCUCGCGUGAAUGACCUCAUGGUCUGCCACGAUGUCGCCGGCACUGUUAUUGAAAUGUGUCCUGGCGACGUGGCUGUUCGUCGCAGUAGGAGCCAUCACCGUAUCAAUAGAUCGCGCUGAUGUUAAAGCUCCACCCACGCGAUCGUCGAUGAUCGCGAACGGAUGGCGGCCGCUGACCAACUCGUACGAGGAGACGAUCGGCACGAACGUGUCGCCGUCGAGCCACCUGGAGAAGAACGUGCAGGUGCACCCGGUGCUGAGCAAGUUCCAGGAGCACAUGGCGACAUCGGAGAAGCUGAAGCCGCCGCGCAAGGGCAAGCCGCCGAUACACGAAUACAGUCCGCCGAGCAUACUCGGCAGCUUCAGCGUGUUCGGCCAUGCGGCGACAAAGGCACGCGGCGAGACCAAAGCGCCGAUAAAGCACGUGGCCUCAGAGACGCGGGAGUACACCUUCCUGAUACCGCCGCCCAAGGACGCGUACCGCUUUGAGGUGAACCAACACCGCAAGCCGGUUCUGCGCGACAACACCAACUACCUGCGCCAACCGCAGCCGUAUGUCGCGGCGCAGCCGGCGGCCGGCGUCCACCAGCAGCACCUGGAGCCGGUGCGCGCCGGCACUUACUUCAUCAAAGGCUUCGCCACGAGCAAUCGUCCCUACGUGCCACCGUACGCGAUGCCGCAGGCGCUGCAGCCGCAGGCGCUGCAGCCGCCGCGCAGUCAACAAGCGAAGCCGUUCGAGUCGCUGAAGGUCGGCGGCAACGGGAAACCAUACUUCCAACCGCCCGUCGCGGACGUGCCCGGUGAAUUCGGCAACAAGCAGAAAGCCGGCAACGAUCGCGACGCCUACGACAACCGGUACCAGGUGGUGACGCACAACGCGCAGAUACUCAGCUCGGCGAGCAGCGGCAACUUCUACAGCCAAAUCAAUCACCCACCCAGCCACUUCAAGUCCACCUACGAGCGAGACCCCGCUUUCUUGGUGCACGAGAGCCACGAGGUGAGCUACGUCACGCCACCCGGCACGUACAACGGAUACAACUUCAGGCCGUCCUUGCCGUACGAGACCUUGCUGCCGCCGGCAGUCUACACGUCCUCCUCGACGUCGGCGCCCUCCACCACCGCGGUCACGCGGAAUCCCGGCCAGUACAGUCAGACGAGCGAGCCCACGACGCGGGAGCACGAUUUCAAACGCACGGAUCAGAGCACUAGGAACAAGCAGGACAAGACUGGCCACACCGAGCCGCCGAACUCACGCACCACCAGCACGUACUACGUGUCCGAGCAUCAGGAACUCACGCCACCGUCCACGUGGCCGAAGAACAAGUACACGUCGGAUAUCAACGAGGUCCUGCCACGGGAGAACCCGCCGACUAAAUUCAGCCAAGAGGUCGAUAACCAGAAUCAGAUCGUUUACCGCAGACCGCACAAUCCCUACGAGCCCGUCGAGGUUUACCCGCCGACGACCGUGAGCUAUGAGACACCGGAGAGUAUCUCGUUGAAGCACUUCAACGAGCAACAGUUCUUGCUGCAGCAACAGUUGCUGCAGCGCGAUCGGGAGAGGCUGGCGGAGCAAGAGCGCCAGCAGAAGCUGGAGAUCGAGAGACAGCAGCAGGAGGAGCUGAAGAAACGGCAGCAGGAACUGAAUCAGCUUUUCCAACAAGAGAAGGAAGAGGAAGAGGCGGCCAGGCUGGCUGCCGAAUCCGCGAAGAAUCAGUCGCAGGAGCUCGUCAAGAUCACGGGGGACAUGCCGUAUACGAUUCAAUUGGCGCAAUUUGAACCGCAGGUUACCACGGGCUCCAGCAUCCUGAUCUCGCAGUCCGGUGUCUACAACGUCGAGCCGCUGAGGGUUCAGUCUCAGGUUCCGGAGAAUCAAGUGAAUUAUCCAUAUCAGCAGCACUUCCAGAACGAGUACCAAGAGCAACAGGUCGACUAUCGCGAUCCUCAAACCGAGACCCGGCCAUAUCGUCCGCAGAAACCGUCACGUGACCCUCACCGUCGCAAAAAGCCAUUGACCGUCGCAUACGACAUCACGCCGACGGAACCGCCGAGCCAACCCGUGGACACCUCCGUGCCCUUGACCCUACACGCGGAGGAAGUGCCCGUUCAAACAACCGUAGCACCGGAAUCGCAAACUGUAUCGGCGGUGACGACGCAAAAACCCAGGGUCCGCCGGCCAGGAUCCUCGCACCGACGAAGGAAACCAUCGACGACCACGCAGGAACCCGUCACCGUGUCGCAUCAGGGGGAGGACUUCCUUAAAUAUAACCGAGGCGGCGAAGAAGUGCAAGCGAAUCACUACGACUCGACCCGAAGAAGGCGCAUCAAGCCGACUCAAGUGAGCUACACCGACGACGACACCGGCACAGACAAGAGAACCAAUUCCAGGAAACGACCCAGUCAUCGCACCAGAGUGAACCACCUGAGCGAGUCGUUCGACGCGGAAGCCGUCACCGAGAACGCGCACUCCUCGUUGUCCUCCCACGGACACGCCACGGAGGCGGUAACGGGCUACAACAACGAGAACAACCCGUUCGCGACCAACCAGCCGAGCGCCUCUUACGGCACAGGUCCGGCAGAGGAACAGUACAGUAUCACAAAUCAGCCGAUCAAUCAAUAUUACGACUACACGUCGCAGCUGAGCGAAGGAUACCGCGAGAACCACCACGAAGACACCACCGCGCCAAGUGGAGUCCAAGUGGAGUACUACGGCACGGAGCUCAGUCGCGAUAAAGCCGAAGACUACAACGUGGACUCGCGGCAGCAAAACCCGAGUAUCGUCACCAACAUACCGUUGGAGGAACUCUACGUGAGAACCGACGACGGCAAUUAUUACGACCGAGCGACCACAGUCGCGCCGACGACCACGACCACAACGACAGCGACGACGACGACGACGACCACCACCACCAGCACGACUACCACCACCCCGCAACCGACGACACAGAACGUGGUCUCCUCCACGCUGAGGUCCCACAAGACCCGUCCGUUGAGAUACGGCAACGCCACCCGACCGCGCUUCAGCAUCAAGGACUACAAGAGUCGCUUGGAUUACAAGACCAGGCUGCAGCUUCAGAGCUCGACAACAGAGCUCGCGCCGACGCCCGCCGCGGAGGCGUCCACCCGAGCUCCUUACACCAAGCACAGGACAUCGAGUGCGAGAAAUCAGCAGCAGACUCAGCAGCCCGCCACUGCCGCCGAGCCCGUGAGGGAGACCACCGGUAGAUACAAAUACGUCUCCAGGAUGAAUUAUCGAACCACCACGUCCGCCGCGCCUACGGCCGCCGCGAGGGAGCACGAGCAAUUCCCCGAGGAGGGCGCGUCUUCGACGACCGAGAAGAGCAACAGGUUCGUGCCGAAGCGACGGCCGAUCAGCAGCAACGUGUACCGCAGUAGGAUCGCCUCCACCACGAGCAGUCCCACGCGUUCUCAACUGAACAGCGGUGAGAGCAGCGUGCGGCAAAGCUCGGCGCGGCCCGAGAACGUGUACUCGUCUUCGAUACGGAGGCGGCCUGUUGCCAAGAGCCGACCGCAUCAUCCGCAUAAGGAGACGGUAGCAGCCGCGGCGGCCGGUUCCGCGGAGCGACGACGGCAACAGGAGUCUACGGAGAUGGCCGCUGAGGAAACCAGCUUCUACUCGGCCAUAAGCACGACGGCCGCGACGACCACUCACCUCGUGGGCAACGAGAUCGUCAGCGAGAAAGGGGAGGCUGUGGACGGCGAUCUGGUGAAACUCGGGGUGCAGGAGAACGAGGGUAAUCGACCUGAGACCAUCAUCAGCACCAGCGCUCCAAAAGACGAGAAGGGAGAGCAGGAGCUGGCGAGAGUGCAGUUGCCGGUCGAGACAAGCGGCGAUCGGUAUGGGGAAAGCCAAGUGCAACUGAAAGCGCCCGCCACCUCUGAUGACGACGGGGGCAAGGUGUCGCGAAAAGAAGUGGAAACGGAAUCCACGACCAAGUUCGACGUGAGCUCCGACGAGGAGGAGUUGUUCGCCAAGGCGUCGCAGAGCGUGGCGGAUCUGACGAGCUCCGCUUCCGCUCUUUACGACAAGCCCGGCAUGUUCAAAGCUGUCUCGCCGGAGAGCAGGGUCGUGCCGUCCGCGCACUUUAAGAUCACCACAGACGAGCCGACCUUGCCGAUCGAGGCGUUCUUUCAAGAGUUCACAAAGAAGAACUGACGGCCGGACUCUCUCGAGAAGGUCGGAGCGGAGCGAGAUCAUCUUUUAAUUGUCGGCGAACCGCGUGUGAUCGAUAAUCUCGGCCUGGACGCGCCACGUCCGGGAGAUUCCAAGUUUCUCCGACAGACUCGAGGGCUUCCUCGGUAAAGCGAUUAAGGCACGUCGGGGAGAUUCGACACUUGUCGCGCUAGAAUUUCCAGGAGAUCGUCUUUCCGCCGGAGCGGACGGAAAGUACAGAAAGCAAAAUCUUAUGUCGCUUUCCCCGAAACGCUAUCCGUUAAACGGUAUCCGUGCCGAUGACGUGGCCUUUCGGGCAACCAAGGAAGCUCACGUGUUAUGUGCAACGUGAUGGCUCACUUCCGCUCCUAAAUUAUUGUCAUCGCGUUGUCACGUCCGCCGUGCGAAAUCGAGAACGCCUCGGGACGCAGCGAGCACGUUUCCACGUACGCGGGUUCCGUCGUUUCAUGCGCGCACACAGAAAUACUCGAGAUACUUAGGGAGAAACGAUUCUUGACGAGCAGAUAUUAUACCAAAAAAGCAAAACCGGGAAAUGGAACACUCAAAAAAGUAUAAAUCUCGUCCUUAGCAGAAAUCCUUUCAUGUUAUGAUCUCAGGAGGAUUUUUCUGAAAUUAAAAGGAAAAUGCGCCAACAUCCAAAAACAGCUGCAAGGUGCUAUUUUCUGUAAUCCCAUAUUCUAAAGGGGAACUUUUGAAGAAUAUCCCUCUUCUAAUGAAAAGGAAUAAAAUAUUGUGCUUUAAAUAUUUUCUUCUUUUGUUUUUUUUUUGAGAAAAAUCCUCUUUGAACCAUAUAUAGAGGAGAAGAUUCCAUUAAGAAUGAGAUUAUAUUUUUCUGAGUGAACUAAAAAAAUAUAAUUUUUUUUUUAGAGAAAUUCUCUCAUAUAUGGCCUCAAGAGAGUUUUUUUGAAACUAAAUAGAAAAUGUUCUAAGUACAAUAUUUUUAACGUUAAAAGAAUUUCGCAUUUUAUUUAAAGCACAAGUCUUGUUGAUAAAAAGUUCUUCUAGCAAACGUAUACCGCUUCAAGUAAAUAUCCUUUUGAUUUGAAAGAACAGAAAUUAAAAGAAAUAUCUAGUAGAUUAUACACAUAUACAUAAUAAUUUGUUUCAUCAGAGGAAGGAUACUCUAUUAGCGAGAGUUUUUGCUUAAAACGCGAGAUUACAAGAAGUAACGCUUUGCAAUAAGAUACUUUUUUAAAUGUUAGAAUAUUUUUCUUGUAAUUUCAGAAGAGUCCCUUUUGAGGCCACAAUCCUCAGAGAAUUUCUCUGAGGGUGACAUUAUAUUUUUUUCUCGGGUGGAAACAUGUGAAGUCCGCGAAGAAGCGCCGCUGCCCGACCAAGCGGCUUCGGAGGAGAGAGCAGUCGAGCUUUUUCUCGCGCCAGCAAAAGGGAGCUCGGUAGGACAUCGCAGGAUGUGCAAUAUUCGCGAGAAAGCAUUCCGAUCUACUCGUAAUAUUCUUCGUGUACGUCUCUUUUGUACCUUUAUAAGCUAGAUUAAUCUCGCCAGAGGGAGAAGGGAGAAGCAGAGUAAGAGGAAGAUACCAAAAGCAAAUCUCGCGAAUUAUUUUAGCGGACGGUGUAAUGUAACAACAACAACAACAACAACGGAUUGUGAACUAACAAUUAGGAAGGUCUCGUUUAGUGUAAUUAUUGCGAAUCACACGCCAUCGUAUUUAUUUCAAAGCGUGCGACGUCAUUCUCUCGAAAUCAUUUCGCGCCUAAUCUGCCGCGUAGUUUCCGUAAUGUCGGAACUGCUUAACGCUAAGGAGAUAACGAAACACAGGCGAUGUACGUUCAUUGUUCUUACCGUUAUUUAUGUACUCAAUAUAAUCGUUUUGUACUGUAAAAUGUAAAUAAAUACAUCUCCAAAUAAAAAAGGAA
This is a messenger RNA of Odontomachus brunneus, 6342 nucleotides long. RefSeq lists its product as uncharacterized. The coding region runs from base 283 to 4446 and encodes 1387 amino acids. The record is from RefSeq and is a predicted model, not a curated record. NCBI's taxonomy places the organism in Eukaryota, Metazoa, Arthropoda, Insecta, Hymenoptera, Formicidae. The transcript is spliced from 5 exons.